Messenger RNA from Cladocopium goreaui, 2359 nucleotides. The record is from the annotation of a GenBank genome assembly. NCBI's taxonomy places the organism in Eukaryota, Dinophyceae, Suessiales, Symbiodiniaceae.
AUGGCUGCCAUGAUGCGGCGUUCUGUGAGAUGCUUGAGGUUUUUCGGCGAAGCUCAGCGGUUGGAAGAACAUUGGAGACUUUGGAGUCGCGAAACGAACGCCGUGGCCUCGAAGGCUUCGAUGGAGGCGCUCUCCAUGGAAAUGAAGCAACUUGCUGAGGACACCAGACCGAGUGAAGAGCAAGAAGCGGCAAAGGACGCGCUCUUUCGUCAAGUUGAACAAGCUGGGAAGGAGUCCCUGGACGGCUGCACGGCGGAGCUCUUCGGCUCCGCUGGAACGAAGCAAUGGAUGCCGGGAAGUGAUCUGGAUAUUUGUCUUCUGGCUCCAGACGUCACCACCUCGGCCUCGCAGGUUAGAAGUCUUCGGAAAGUGGCCAGAGCACUGCGCCAGACAGGUGCGAGUCACAACAUCCAACCGCGUUUUCAUGCGCAGAUGCCCAUCCUGCGUUGGACUCCUCGACGUCCAGAUCGUCCAGGAUCCAUCGCCUGUGACAUCAGCGUGGGCAACGUGCUGGCAGUGGCCAACACACGGUUAAUGGCGAGUUAUUUGGACCUGGAUGACCGGGUGCCAUUGUUGUUGCGUGCCAUUAAGGUCCAGAUUGUCCCCAUAGCUCAGGGCAUGGACGUGUUACCGUGGCCAUUUCAGCAUUGCCAUCAGCCACUAGCGUUGCCGCGUUGCCCUAAAGACCUCAUGAGCGCCGAACUCUCCCUGUUCUUUGACAAUCUCGAUGCCUCAGGUUUGGCGGCAAAGAAAGUGACGAUCAUUUGGGAAGGCACUGCAGGAGCCGGGCGCCAGUACAUGGCGGCCGCAUCCUUUCUGCAGAAGCUGGGGAUGACCGUCUCUUUAGUCGGACCACCAGACGUCCAUGUCUUAGCGAAGCAUUACGAGUUGGCCUACGUUUGCACCAGCCCUUCAACUCAUGAGCUCUUGUCGAGACCUAGUGUUGUUGCAGCCACCACAGCAAACGACUAUGAUCUCUUUGAGAAAGCAUGGGCCUUGGAAAGUGAACCCUACACAGCUGCAAACAUCCAUGUCAUUUGCCAAGCGAUCAAAGGUUUUGAGCCUGAGCUGAUCCUGACGUCCACCAGGCCUCUACACCGAGUGCUGGCAGUUGGAAAUGCUUUGACGAUCCCUGUUCUUUGCCUAGCUCUACAGGAACCAACGGAUGUCUUGGGGGACUGCUUUGAACCUGCCUGGGCCACUAUGAAGGCAUCGAAACUGGCAUCCGUUCUGUCAUCAGAACUUCAACAGUGGGGUUCCAGCUUUGAGCAAGCCCUAAGGAUCUCCUCGCCCGCUGCACAUUUUUGGCCCAGUGCGGCCCAAGUCAAAGCACUGGCAGGCAAGCUGCCGCGGUUUCCCUAUUUCACGCUCUACAAUUUCGAACAGUUGGAUAGAAAGGAACUUGACUUCUUCAGUUACGACCCCGAUGGUUUCUGCGAGCAACCUGAGACCCUGCCCUACAAUCUCAGCAAGAGAAAGGCCAAGAAGCAAAAACCCUCCAAUGUGUUCGCUUUGGGUUGUUUCCAGUGGGACAUUGAAGAAGAAGCCUAUUUGCCAGUUCUCUACGAUCGUGUGGAGGCGCAGAAAUUAGAGGAAUUCAUCCUUCAUGCAAGUGAAAACCUUCGAGUAAAUGAUGCAGAACUUGUUUAUGUGAGCUUUGGCCCGGUGAUUUGUAAGGAUGUGAAAUUCAUGACACGUCUGGUGCUGCGGGCUUGUAAGAUCGUAAAUCUGAAAGCCAUUGUGGACACCAGUUGUGGCAUGUCCCUAGAGCAGAUCAAAGGUGACGGUGAUGAAGAAACCUUGAAAGAGUAUUGUGAGAAGAACGUCUUCUUUGUUCACAAAGUUCCUGCCGCCAAAUUUUUGCCAAGGUGCCGUGUCUGUCUUCACGACGGAAAUUCCGCCAUGCUCCGUCAGACACUUCAAGCGAGUGUGCCCAGUAUCAUGGUACCCAUUUUCGGCCAGCAGUUUCAGAACGCUCAGCGCAUGAUGAGUCACGGUAAUUGCGCUCUUCUCGGCGACAUGAAAGGGCUCGUGCCCUCCACCCUGGCCACCGGCUUGGAAAACUUCAUGAACGACAAGAAGCUCUUCCGAACAAUUCAGCACAAGAUUGCUGUUUCUGCGCAGCGAAUGACUUAUAUGAGCCUGCUUGCAGAACAUCGACUCGUACAUUUGCUCCAAAAAACUUGGACAGAGACCUUGGAGGGCAACAAUUUUCUGAAAGAUAUGGAUGAUUUAAAGGCUGAUGAUGGCGGAGCAUUCCGAUGCUGUUCCGUCAAGGGCCGCCGUGUGCAGCCAUGAUGUUGGUCGCGAAAGCCGGUGAGACGACUCUGGGCAAACCAAAAAAAACGGGGAACAUGGG